Messenger RNA from Zychaea mexicana, 2772 nucleotides. RefSeq lists its product as uncharacterized. The coding region runs from base 210 to 2420 and encodes 736 amino acids. Gene Ontology annotation, cellular component: mRNA cleavage factor complex; cytoplasm. Gene Ontology annotation, molecular function: RNA polymerase II complex binding; mRNA binding. The record is from RefSeq and is a predicted model, not a curated record. The transcript has 8 exons. Lineage: Eukaryota; Fungi; Mucoromycota; Mucoromycetes; Mucorales; Lichtheimiaceae. Gene Ontology annotation, biological process: termination of RNA polymerase II transcription.
UCUCUCUCUCUCUUUCUCUCUUUUUUUUUUCAAACCAUACAACGAAAGCCCUACGCCAAGGAGGUAUAAUCACAACACAGUGAAUCAUUCAUAAGGAUACUUUUUAGAUCAAGAGAAUUAAAAAGGAAGAAAGAAAAAGUACCCUCGCACGAUCUAUCUUUUAUUACUGGUGAAACAACUUUUUUCCCUUUUGCAAUCACCAAAAUAUCAUGUCUAUACAAAACAACGUCCCAAUGGCUGGAAUGAAUCAAUCACUGGGUCAACGACAACCACAAGGAUAUGCGCAAGGACAAGGAGGACCUGAAGACGUUGAGACGGUGAGACGGAAUUACCGCGAAGCCUUGUACGAGCUUACGUUCAAUAGCAAGCCAAUCAUCACCAACUUAACCAUCAUGGCCCAAGAGAAUCAAUACGCUGCCGGAGCGAUUGUACGGGAGAUUGAACAACAAAUUAGACAUAAUGCAUCCGGUCAAAAACUUCCUGUACUGUAUUUAAUUGACUCGAUCUGUAAGAAUGUGGGAGGUGUUUACAUCGAGUACUUUGCACGCGACAUUGCCUCCACUUUCCUGGAUGCGUACACCGUCACCGAUCCAAACACCCGUCGAAGCUUCGAACGCCUAUUGCAAACCUGGAAGAGCGGGAUGCCAAACGGUGCGCCUGUAUUCUCUAGACAGAUCAUCGAAUCCAUCGAACGCCCGCUUAACUACAUACGCUCAAGAAAUCAAACACAACAGCAGCAGCAUCAACAACAACAACAACGUCCACAUCCGCAUCAACAACAUUAUCCUCGUCCUCAACAACAGCAUAACCAUCAAGCACAGCAGUAUCAGCAACCAAGAUUCGCACAAUCGCCCCAGCAACAAGCUGCGUCGCCACGCAACCAACAGAUUCAUGUCAAUCCAAAUUUCGUUCCCAAGCGCGAUCCAAGAGAUCCGCGUAGUCGAAGCACGUACUCGCCUCAAGAACGUCAGUCGAGACCAAUGCCUCCGGUAUCGCAACCACCGGCUCCUACACAAUCUCCAUCGUUAGAGGCUCCUACCAACGACAUUCUGUCAACUUUGCAGUCAAUGUUACCUCCACCCUCCUCGUCGCAAGUCAUGAAUAUUACUGCACCCGCCACUGCAGGCGCCAAUAGUGACAAAGGAACAUCAGAUCCUGUUGCACAAUUGGUUUCACAGAUCCAAUCCAUCCUUCCUUCAUUACCACCCGACCAGUCCGGCGCUAUACAAGAAUUUCUCAAUCAAAUACUCGGCAGCAACGCUGCCCUGAGCCAAGCCACGAUCGGUAACAUGCUUAACAACCUUCCAUUCUCGAUGCCACCUGUUAGCCCACCUGUCGUCGCCAGCACGCCUCCGGUGAUAGCACCCCCUCCGGCACCGGCAACAUCUAUAGUAGGUAAUAUAACCCGAUUAGCCCAUUCACCACCGGUUUACAGAGCACCCGCACCACCUGUAACCACAGCACAACCACUACCAGUACCAUCACCCGUACCACCACAGGCAGUAGCAGCACCGCAGCCACAGCCACCCGCUGCUCUACCGAUAAACACAGCUGAGCUUUUACAAGGAUUGACAUCGAUGGGUAUCUUGAGCAGUGGCGGCAAUUCUGCUACGCCACCACCAACGACAGCAGCAACAACUACUGGUAAUAAUACCGCCAGUGAUAAUGCCGCUAUGGGCUCCCGUGCUGCUGCUGCUGCUGCUUCUGCUACUGCUGCUGCCAGUGGUGGUUCUAGUGGUGCGGGUUUAAUCUCUGACAAAGGUCCAUCGGCUGCAUUAAAAGAACUCGGUGCUUUCCGACUGGAAAGCAAAGAUCUACAAAUUGUACGUCCCGGCGCAGUUGAGUUGCUGUAUUCGGGUCUGCCGCUACAGUGCAAGCAAUGUGGUUUCCGAUAUCCAAAAACUCCCGAAGGCCAGAACAAGAUGGAUGCGCAUUUGGACUCUCAUUUCCGGCAGAACCGGCGUAUGAAAGAACGUGUCAAGCGGGGAUUGUCAAGAUCAUGGUUUGUCACUGAAGAAGAAUGGAUCAGUGGGUCAGGCGGUGAAUUGACAAGCCAUCAAGCACCGGCGUUCUUGACGGAUAGUACUGCAAAUGAAGUGAAUAUGGCAUCGCCAUCCGCCGGCGGAACAACUGAUACAGUGAAUCCCGAAAGCCAUAUGGUCGUCAUGCCCAAUGAUGAAAAUAGAAAACCUUGUCCUAUCUGUGGAGAGCGGUUCGUCGAUUUCUGGAAUGACGAUGAAGAGGAAUGGAUGUACAAAAAUGCAGUGAUGGUCGAUGAUACGAUAUACCACGCAACCUGCCAUGCAGACGCUGUCAAGAGUGGAACAUUGGUUGGUUCUGACGAGCCAGAAGAUACUGAGAUGGCAGAGUCUAGUCAGGGCAUAAAGCGCAAGGCUGAAGAUGAAGUAAGCUAUUUAUAGGCCCACUAAUCCAUGGAAAUGAAGGCAGAGUUCUUUUUGGUACUUAUUAUCUUUCUUGACAAUAGGACAUGGUGAAAGAGGAUGUAAAAUCAGCUCGGAUCGAUGAAGAACAAAAUCAGUAACUAUAGUGGUGAAUACAAUAAAGAAAAAGUUGGGAUUCAUAGCACCCCAUCAUCACAAUCAUUUUAAUAGAUAGAUUGAUUGUUCCUUCUAUCCCUUUUCACAAUUUCUCCCAUAAUCAUUUAAAUAUUGAGUAUACCAUACAGUAUAUAUAUUUAACCUUUAUCUUUGUUAUGUUUUCUCAUUGUAAGCAAUUGUUUCUCAUUACAAUAUUCCUGAAUGUGUAUAUCAG